AUAUUGUCCAUGAAGAUAGAUUGGAGGAACUUAGAAGCACUUCCUUUAAGUAUAAUUUUUGAUAAGUUAGUAGAACGUAUAGAUCACAUCUAUUUCAGCGCCGUAUGCAAGAAUUGGUAUUCCAUUGCAAAGUUUAAUUAUCAAAAUCAACAAAUACAUAAUAAUGUAUUGCCCAUGCUUAUGGUUCCCACAAAAGGAUGCAGAAAGAAGCGAAGUUUAUAUGGGAUUUCAUUAAAAAAAAAUUAUAACUUCAUACUACCAGUACCUUGUAAAAAAAGGUUUUGUGGUUCAAGUCAUGGUUGGCUGGCCAAGGUGGAUUAUAGUUCUAAAGUUACCCUUAUAACGCUCAUCAAUCCUUUUAAAGAUGCGGUUUCCAUCACUUUACCACCCAUCUGUUUCAUGGAUAGGUAUAGAAGAAGUGUUCAUUCUGAAUAUGAUGUGCAUAAGGUUGUUUUAUCUACUAAUCCUAUAUUUAAGCCACACGAUUAUGUAGUUGUGGCCAUUUAUAGUAUGCGUCAAUGUCUUGCAUUCCUAAAAGCUGGACAAAAAACAUGGAUUUAUAUAGAUGAUAUUCAUCGUCUCUUCAACGAUGUUAUAUUCUACAAAGGUUUAGUCUAUGCCGUGGGACUAUUGAAUAACAUUGUCUCGUUUGAUUUAUCUUAUUUAAAGGAUGAAAAGGUGAUUCCUAAAGUUGUUUCUUUGGAGGGGGAUGAUUAUGCUGAUCGGGUUUAUCUUGUAAAAUCAUUGGAGGGAGACUUAUGGCUCGUUAGAAAAUUUAUUGAUUUUCCCGAAGGUGAAGAUAAUAUUGAUCCUAGUAGAGGUACAAAAAGAUUCGAAGUAUAUAAUUUAGAAUUGGAUUUUCAAACGGGUGAACUUAUACAAAUGUUACAAAUUGAUAGUUUGGGAGAUAAUGUUUUAUUUGUUGGUGAUAGUGAUUCUGUUGCUGUAUCAGCUUCAUAUUUCUCUAAUUAUCUUCAAAAAGAUUCAAUUUAUUAUACAGAUGAUUUUUACGGAGAUACACUGCCAUAUCCUAAUGGAGCGUUUGAUAUGAAAAUCUACAAUGUAAAAGAGAAAAAGUUUAGACAACACUGCCCUUAUUACCAUUGGUUUAAAGGAAUGCCACCUGCAGUAUGGGUUAUUCCACCAUUUCAAUGGGAUUGA
Molecule: messenger RNA, 1161 nt
Organism: Lathyrus oleraceus (garden pea)
Lineage: Eukaryota; Viridiplantae; Streptophyta; Magnoliopsida; Fabales; Fabaceae
Product: F-box protein SKIP23-like
Exons: 1
Source: RefSeq, a predicted model, not a curated record